Molecule: messenger RNA, 1679 nt
Organism: Oncorhynchus masou masou (cherry salmon)
Lineage: Eukaryota; Metazoa; Chordata; Actinopteri; Salmoniformes; Salmonidae
Gene: cfap418
Product: cilia and flagella associated protein 418
Exons: 6
Coding region: 140-790 (216 amino acids)
Cellular component (GO): cytosol
Source: RefSeq, a predicted model, not a curated record
CCUGCCGACAACGUGCUAUUUUUCUCCUUUGUUAGCCAGUAUCUGUUAUUGUAUCACUCCACAUAAAUCGCUCGCUCCACGGUAUCAAUCUUUACCUACUUGAAAUGAGGUUACGCCUGUCAAUCAAGCACUCCUGUUCAUGACAACAUUCAAUAAGCAGCAGUACCCUGAAGCUAUGGCGGACGAUUUGGACGAAUUGCUGGAUGAGGUUGAAACAAAGUUCUGUCGCAAUGUUUCUUUGACGCCACAACUUCAAGCUCCCUCAGAAUUAUCGACGGCUGGGAAAUGUUUAACGCAAACUGGGAAAGAAAGAAAACACUGCACCACUGACGAUACACCCAGAAAAACGGACAUCGAAGAUAUAGAUGCCCUUCUUGAGGACAUACUUGACGAUGAUUUCGAUUCCUUUGCGCUUAACACUGGACAGCUUCCGAAAAUGACGAAGACAUUGCCACAAUCCACAAGAAAGUGCUGCCCAGUUUUCCUUGGUGGAAGCUCCAUUGCAAAUGGUGUAGGAACAGCUGUUUCACAAAGGUCGUGUGAUCAGCUGAGAUGUAUCUCCUGUGACUUUCGGGUGGCCAUGUUUGACGAUCAUGAAUGGGACCCCUCUUGUGAUUACCUCUUCUUCAGGAACAACAUGCCAGACUGUCAGAAGCUGCGGGCUAAGUUGAGGAGAAGAAAAGGGGCGCGGGCGUACGCCUGCCAGUGUAGCUGGCACUCUGCUCGAGACCUCACCGACCUGAGAGAACAGCACCAGCUCAAGUGGGUCUGUGGGAAGCAUGAAGUAUGAAUGCCUUCUCUCUAUCACACACCAUCACUUUGCAGUUACUUGAAAACCAAUGUUCUCUUGUUAUAGACAUCCCAACACACAUUUUUCUGCCUUGAGAAUGAUGUAGGUCUUUCUCUGCAUUACAUUUAGUGUGUUCUGGGUUUAAAUGUAAAUGAACAAGGUAGGUCUUCUGCUAUCUUUAGAGAUGUGAUUUUUAGCUAGCUCAGUUUUAAGAGCAGGUAUAUGCCAGACCAUACUUGUGUGAAAACGGUACUUAGGAAAGAUGAGGCUAAAUUGAAUAGUCUUUUAUGUAUAAAAUAAAAUAAAAAUAGUAAUGAAGACAUUCCAUUAUCUGGUAGUAUUUCAUAUACAAUGCUGUUACAUGCUUUUCUGUAGCCUUUCCUUCUGUCUUAGUUUCUAAUUCCCUUGUCAUUUUGUUUAUUUCCUCUUCUGUCUCUUUGAGUGAAAUGCAUUCUCUGUUUUAAGGGAUUUCUGAUAUUACCAUUCAUGUAUUGUGUAUAGUAUGAAGGUGAGGUUAGUGUGAAGUUAAAUGACCCAAACCUUUCCUGUUGCAUCUGUGCUAGACAUUUAGAAGAAGAAAAACAUUAAACAUAAAAUAAUCACUUCACUCUUGACAGUCUAGUAGUUGAUACCUUAUAAAUGAAUCAUAAUCAAAUGAAGUAAUCUGUGGAUAGUUUAUUAAAUAUCUACUAAUUCAUUCAUUAGGGAAGCCCCCCCCAAAAAAAAAAAGCUUAACUACCAAAGACAUUUGUUGUGAUAGCCCAGUCAGAAGUAGAUAUUUUGGAUUGCAAAACAUGUGCUCAUAUUAUGUACAAAGCAUCUGCAUAUGCGUUUAUACACUAGGCUAUUCACAUCAAGUCUUAGUUGAAUAAAUGUUGUAUGCACUUCA